Messenger RNA from Durio zibethinus, 1456 nucleotides. Lineage: Eukaryota; Viridiplantae; Streptophyta; Magnoliopsida; Malvales; Malvaceae. The record is from RefSeq and is a predicted model, not a curated record.
ACCAGGCCUUUUUGCAGAAAUUCAUGUUUGCUUGCAUCGCAUGUUUAUAAAUCUGGACAUAUAAUUUAUUAAUCACAACGGCAAACUCUUAAAGUGCCUAACACCAAAAGCCAAACGCCACAACAAGCCUGUCUGAAAACUAGUUUUUCGCCUUCUCAAAUUAGAACCGAACUACCUACGUUGUUUUAUAACUGCAUUACUCUGUUUCUAUUCAUUGGCAUCCAACUUAUCAUUUUCAGGGCAGGUUUUUGACAGUUUCAUUGCUGGUGGUGGUUAAAAUGUCAGAGGCUGGAACUUGCUAUUAUUCUGUGCUUGGAAUUUGUAAACAAGCAUCUGCUUCUGAAAUUCGUGACGCUUAUCGCAGGCAGGCUUUGAAAUGGCAUCCUGACAGAUGGAUGAGAAACCCCAAAGUAGCCGGAGAAGCUAAAAAACGAUUUCAGCAAAUUCAAGAGGCUUAUUCAGUUUUGUCAGAUAAAGGAAAGAGAAAGAUUUAUGACGCUGGUUUGUUGGGUUUACUUACAGACGAUGAUGAUGAAGGAUUUCUCAAUUUCAUGCAAGAAAUGGUUUUAAUGAUGCAAAAUGUGAGGUCACAGGGUUUUGUUUUGUUUUUUUUAGGAAGGAAACACUUUGGAGGAUCUUCAAGGAUUGCUAAUGGAUAUGAUGGCAGAAGAUGAAAGACAUAAAUUUGGAUAUGACUGGGAUACUUCUCAAAGUGCUAAGAAGAAAGCACGAUUUUGCUGAUGCCUGAUGCUUUAUGUGAUUUCUUUGGUGGGUCUCGAAGGUUGCAACUAGCUCAGCAGUUUUUCCCCACUCUAAUUUUACCUGGCAAACUAAGGUGGAGGCAUGGAGUGUCGGGCACAUCGGCAAAGGCGUUCAUUUGCCCGCCCUUGUCUCACUAAUUCCUAUCUUCGGGCAUGAUUUGUAUAGUGGAGGAAAGCAAGAAAGUGAAGAAACCAUCAGUAUGAGAGGUUUUACGUAGAAUUUUUGUAUGAUAAUGGAUUAAAAGGACUAAACAAAGAUCAUCUAUGCUACAAUAUCUCCAAAUGAGUUUUAUUCGUGUUCUUCGAUGUUUUAUUUGUAUAUAAAAUGUUCUUCUUAAGCUAGCUAAAUAAUUGUAUGCAAAUAUUUAAUGAACCAUCCAAUAGGAUAUUAUUAUAUUAAUCUAGCUUUAAAACCAAUUAAUUAAUUGGGACUAAAGUACUAGUAUUUCUCGAGUGUGGAGUCACAAGACCAUAUAAACCAUCCAAAUCAGAAUUGUCUAGAAGUCCUCUUCUCCGUGUCUGUCACAGUAGCAGCUUUGGUUUUUUAAAGGCUAUAAAGAAAAGGAAUUUUAUAAAAUGGUACAUAAUUAAUGCGAGGAACAUUCAAUCAGGAAGGGAAAAUGAUUAUGACCAACCUGAUAUCCACAUUUUUUUGUUAUGCAAUAGAAGUUGUAGCUUGAAAAGAGGGGAAGUAG